Messenger RNA from Anopheles maculipalpis, 705 nucleotides. RefSeq names its product calcyclin-binding protein. The transcript is spliced from 2 exons. NCBI's taxonomy places the organism in Eukaryota, Metazoa, Arthropoda, Insecta, Diptera, Culicidae. Bases 1 to 705 code for a protein of 234 amino acids. Gene Ontology annotation, biological process: heart development. Gene Ontology annotation, molecular function: tubulin binding; S100 protein binding; ubiquitin protein ligase binding. The record is from RefSeq and is a predicted model, not a curated record. Gene Ontology annotation, cellular component: nucleus.
AUGUCUCGUGAGGCGAUUGAAAAUCUUACGCAGGACCUCGAAGAGAUGCGAACGCUAGCAGGGAGUGCCCAGCGUAGCCGGGUGCAACAGAUGCUAGCGAUCGACAUCCGCAAACUGGAAACGGACAUUCAACGCCAGCGGGAUCUAUUGGCCGCACAAGCAAGUAGCGAACAAAGUAUUUCACGCCCGGUGCAAACAUCCGUGCCCGGCGAUGUCCGCCGGUACCAGGUGGAGCUGAAAGAGUACGCGUGGGAUCAGAGUGACAAGUUUAUCAAAAUUUUCGUCACCGUUAACGGUGUUCAGCAAGUGCCAGAGGAUAACGUGAACGUGGAGUUUACGGAGAACUCGUUCCAGUUGGUAAUAAGCGAUCUCAACAACAAGGACUACAUUUUCGUCGUUAACAAUCUGCUCAACCCGAUCGAUGCGGAGAAAAGCUAUCGGCGCGUCAAGUCGGACAUGGUAGCGAUUUAUCUGGCCAAACAAACGCCGACUAAAUGGGCACAUCUGACACUUACGGCAAAACGGCUGCAGGAUCUAAAGGAUGAACGGAUCGGUUCGGACGGCAAGAAGUCAAUGUCCGACGAUCCUUCGGCUGGGUUGAUGAACAUUAUGCAGAAACUGUACGAAACUAGUGAUCCGGAAACGAAGCGCAUGAUGAAUAAGGUUUGGCACGAGUCGCGGACAAAGCAGAACACUAUGGAUUAA